AUGUUAAAACAAAUUUUAAUUUUAAUUUUAUUAAUAAAUAUUCUAUCAUUCACUUUUGUUCAAGGAGAUUGCACAAAAUUCUUGGCUAAAUACUUUCUCACUCCAAAUAUUCCUAGAUUACAAAUGACAGCUAUAAUGAGAAAUGGAAAAGUUUUUUAUAAUGUCCAAGUUGUUUCUCAUUAUAAAUGGUCAGCUUUUCCGGGAUAUCUAACUAAUGGUGAUCCUUGGGGUGUUUUGUUUGCUGACAAGAAUUUGUGUAUCAAUGGAACUACCCAACCUUUUACCAGUGGUAUGACUAGUUUCUAUGAUGCCAAAGGAAUCCUGAUAUAUCCAGACGGUAGAGUUUCAAUCAGUCCACUCUGGAGUCUAGAUGGUGAUAAAACUUACUAUUUCAAUUUGACAUGCUCCCCAACUUCAGAUGUAUACUAUGGCGAAUCUCAAGGAAAUUUUUUCUUUUUCAGUUUUGUCGAUCUUCCCUGUGUUAAAUCAGCUUGCUAA
Messenger RNA from Heterostelium album PN500, 498 nucleotides. RefSeq lists its product as uncharacterized. Bases 1 to 498 code for a protein of 165 amino acids. The transcript has a single exon. Lineage: Eukaryota; Evosea; Eumycetozoa; Acytosteliales; Acytosteliaceae. The record is from RefSeq and is a predicted model, not a curated record.